AUGUCGUUAAUACACUGGAAAAAAGUGGAAAAUGAGGCAGGGUACCCGUGUUAUAUCGAUGAGGUGUCUAGUAAACAACAAUAUGAUCAUCCUGAGUUUCAGAAGAUUAUGGAAUCCCUUGAAGAAUAUGACGGGAUCAAAUAUAACGCUUAUCGCGUUGCAUUCAAGAUAUACGCUUUACAAAAACACCUGAGAGUUCCUCCUCUCCGGAUCAGCUCAGGAGUAUUUGCUAGGCACCAGCUCAGCCUAUCAGAAAGCAGCCUGUCUCUAGACACAGUGGAACUAGAGUCUGUCCUGGCAGACAUUUACUUUGCAGCGGAAAAAGAAGGUUUAUUCACAGGAGACAUUGAUUUAGCUGUGGACUUGCUGAUCAACCUGUUGCUGAAUAUUUAUGAUAGUGAAAGAAAAGAACCAGUACGAGUUUUAGCAGCAAAGACCUUACUUAUAAUUUUGAGUGAAGAGUCAGCGUCUGACAAAUGGGGAGCUCUGGCCAACUGUUGUAUGGACCAUAAUGGCUGUGUGUCACCCAAGAGACUGGCGGCCCUGUUGGCACAUGUGACCGCAUUGUCUGCAUACCUUGGAGUUAUGUGUGACCAUGCUCAAGCUGAUGUGGAGGCUUGUUUUGACAAGAGUGCGGGCAUGCUGGGCGUGAGUGCCCGCGCAGUGUCGGAGUGGGGCGUGCAGCGCUGCAGCAGCGCGCGCUGGCUGCCCGUGCUGCAGCGCGUCGUGGCCAGCAGGAACAGCGCUAAUGUCUCCGCUACAUGCGCUCAUUGCUCUCAACCUCUUAUACAGGUGCUCAAAUUCAAAUGCAGUAAAUGCAGUGACAUCUACUUCUGUGAGAAGUGCUAUUUGUAUGACAAGGACCUGACAACCGUCAGUGGACAUAAGAAGACGCAUCUUGUACAUGAGAUCAUGGACGGACAGACAAAAACAUCAGAAUGUAUAAACUUCAUAAAAGGUAUGAAGAGACUAUUCUUCUGUACUAAAACUAAGAAGAAAGGGCCUAAGAAGGGUUCUAAGAAGAAUGUCGAUAAUGUGGACAGUGGAACAGUCAGAAGAAGGAAGGAUGGCAGGCCUGUGAUCUUCACGUCUACAGUGGGUAAAGCUUCAGGCAAUAAUGCAAGUAACCCCACUGUUGUAUUAAAUGAUAUUAUUACACAGCUUGAAACGCAACACAAAUCCCUCCAAGAGCUGUCGAGCAGGCUUGACAGGUUGUAUGGGAGUGAGGCUGAUGCCAAGAACAAUGACAAUGAUGAGUUGCGGACCAAAGUGGAGGCGCACUGGGCUCACAUGUCCACACAGAUUAGCAGACUGAAGGCUUUGAAGGAGAACCUAUCAUCAAGUCAAACGAUAAUAGUAUCAGAAAAUGCUGCGAAAACCGACAAAAUCGAACGACCGCAAGCAUUUGAUCUAUUCAGUCCAAUACCAGUGCUUGAAAACGAAAAGCAGUCCAAAGUCGCAGACAUUAAAAGCCAGCCGCGGGUACUGAGUCUGGAUUCUGGAAACUUCUCUGUAGUUUCGAAGCCAGAGAGUCAGAAUUUGCUGACCAUGUCUGGAGAUGCUCUGAAGCCUGUAGUCGUGCAUGCCACCUCUGACAGCAUAUCCACUGUGUCUAUGAAUGAUAUCAGCAAUUGGUAUAAUGAAACUGAAUCACUACCAGAGAAAAGAACACGUAGCAAGCCUCGCCUAGCGGACACGACGAACCACUCAUUAUCAGCUGCCGAGCAGAAGUUCGCGGCCGACAUACGACAUGUAGAGGACAGUAACGAUAAGAUGAAGGAACUUAAUGCUGACCUAGACACCGUACUCGAUAGACUGCAGCAGAUAUUGACUAAUAAUUUUGCUAUGGAUGACUCAUGCUUUGACAACACUCAACUGCGGGAGACGGCGAAUGAAAUGGAAGGAUUACUCGGCACUUUAAUACGAGGGGUCGAGCAGAGAGCCACAUUGAACGCUACGAAAGGACUAGUAUAA
This is a messenger RNA of Spodoptera littoralis (African cotton leafworm), 1974 nucleotides long. The record is from the annotation of a GenBank genome assembly. Lineage: Eukaryota; Metazoa; Arthropoda; Insecta; Lepidoptera; Noctuidae.